UUCCGCUGCACAAACAUUCACUGGGCUUUAACCUCACCCCCGGCUCACUUAUUAUCCACCUAUAUAACACCGUUGUGUUCCAUUUUCUUCUUUCUCUCAUCCAUAGCUCCUCAUAUCCGCCUCAUCUUCUCCCGCUAUACCUUUUCCCAGUGUCGGGAAUCGUUCCUACUUUCAACUUCCAAGUUUUCCCCACUUACGUGGAUCGCGAAUAUCCGAGAUGUCGCUUUGCAUAAACCGCCUUACAGAAGAAAGAAAGCAGUGGCGUCGAGAUCACCCCUUCGGAUUCUAUGCGAGGCCCCAUCGCAAUCCUCAAGGGGCGCUUGACCUCAAGCGAUGGGAAUGCGGUAUCCCUGGAAAGGCGCAAACCCUAUGGGAGGGUGGGCUCUUUAAGCUCGACGUUACAUUCCCAGAUGAGUAUCCUACAAAGCCACCCAAAUGCAAAUUCGUCCCCCCGCUCUUUCACCCUAACGUCUACCCCUCCGGCACCGUCUGCCUUUCGAUACUGAACGAAGAGGAAGCAUGGAAACCCGCCAUUACGAUCAAGCAAAUUCUUCUGGGUAUCCAAGAUCUAUUGGACGAUCCGAACCCUGAGUCGCCGGCCCAAGCUGAAGCAUACAAUCUGUUUAAGAAAGAUCGGCCGGCAUAUGAGAGGCGUGUCAAACAGGUGGUCAGAGAAAACCCGGCACUUUGAGUGAUUUGCUUGCGCACAUUGGGUAAAUUUAUUGUUCACACCAGCCGAAAUUACAAUCCAGUGCAGUUUGUCGCGGUACCCCAGACACUUGGUUCACGCGCUGGUAGAGGUUCCUGCGCUUCUCUCACUAAUGUUGCAAUGGUCAGAAUGCUGCUGACAUUGUAUCCUUGCUUCCAAAUGAAGUGACAAAAACUUCCACAGAAGGAUCCGUGG
This is a messenger RNA of Aspergillus saccharolyticus JOP 1030-1, 904 nucleotides long. Its product is annotated as E2 SUMO-conjugating protein UBC9. Gene Ontology annotation, molecular function: SUMO conjugating enzyme activity. The coding region runs from base 218 to 691 and encodes 157 amino acids. The record is from RefSeq and is a predicted model, not a curated record. NCBI's taxonomy places the organism in Eukaryota, Fungi, Ascomycota, Eurotiomycetes, Eurotiales, Aspergillaceae. Gene Ontology annotation, biological process: protein sumoylation. The transcript is spliced from 4 exons. Gene Ontology annotation, cellular component: nucleus.